AUGUAUAGUGGGUCAUCUUCGUCGAUAGGCGGAGCUGCCUCAUGUGGUGCCAUAAAUAUACCCGCGUCAAAGACUGGUCAUAAUGGGGUUGGCAGCGGAGACAGUGGUGACGAGAGCACACCGAGUACUCGCACGAGUUUCACGCCUCAAAGCAGCAGAAUGCUAAUGAACGGGUCACAGACCGGUAGUAAUAGGGUGAUCACGACGGAGGAAGACGUUUGCAGUUCACAGUCGUCCAGCUCGCCACGGCGAAGUGUUAAUAAUUAUCCAGUUCCACAAGCGUCCAGCAUGUUAUCGACGAUGCGCCGUGAGCGAGAAUAUGUGGACGAGGUAUACAACGAGCAUCUGAUAGACUCUGAUGAUCAGUCGCGGGUACGAUCCUAUGAUCACAGUAGAACGAGAUCAGAACCGAUAGUUCCAAUCUGGGAAAGAAGCAAAGAUUGUGCACCAGAGCAGAAGGAGAAGGUCGAACCGCCCGAUGAAGAGCUGCUGAACAUUGCCAAAUUCCCAACAGCAAAGCUAUUAGACAUGUUAACUGCAUUACUGGAGAAGAUCGUCAAAUCCAACGAUAAAUUGGCUGAAACAAACCCAGCAUUAAGCCAAGAGAGAGAGCUGAUGGGUUCUAAUAACAUUUAUUUAAAUUCAGUCUUGAGCUUUCGAGGGAAGCACAUUCCACAGAUCAGUCUCGAUCACUAUUUCCAAAGAAUCCAGAAAUACUGCCCCACUACUAACGAUGUUUUUUUAUCUCUACUGGUGUAUUUCGAUAGAAUAUCGAAGAGAUGUAAUAGUAAUAAUAAUGAGAUCAACAACGAUAAUGAACUUCAAUAUGACAUACAGGAAAAGAACAAACAACCGCAGCAACAGGAUGAACAGCGGCUGCAGCACCAACAGGCAUUUGUCAUGGAUUCGCAUAAUAUUCAUAGGUUAUUAAUCGCAGGAGUUACGGUGAGUACCAAGUUUUUCAGCGAUUUUUUUUACAGCAAUUCACGUUACGCAAGGGUCGGAGGUAUAUCUUUGCAAGAGCUCAAUCAUUUGGAACUGCAGUUCCUUGUACUUUGCGAUUUCGAACUGCUGAUAUCAGUUAGCGAGUUGCAGAGAUACGCAAAUCUUCUAUGCAAAUUUUGGCACAAUUCGAACAUGAUUGACAACCCAAACACUGAGCCAAAGACUUAA
This is a messenger RNA of Torulaspora globosa, 1173 nucleotides long. RefSeq names its product PHO85 cyclin family protein. Gene Ontology annotation, cellular component: nucleus; cyclin-dependent protein kinase holoenzyme complex. Gene Ontology annotation, molecular function: cyclin-dependent protein serine/threonine kinase regulator activity; protein kinase binding. The record is from RefSeq and is a predicted model, not a curated record. The transcript has a single exon. Gene Ontology annotation, biological process: regulation of cyclin-dependent protein serine/threonine kinase activity. Lineage: Eukaryota; Fungi; Ascomycota; Saccharomycetes; Saccharomycetales; Saccharomycetaceae. Bases 1 to 1173 code for a protein of 390 amino acids.